Molecule: messenger RNA, 2083 nt
Organism: Helobdella robusta
Lineage: Eukaryota; Metazoa; Annelida; Clitellata; Rhynchobdellida; Glossiphoniidae
Exons: 13
Coding region: 44-2083 (679 amino acids)
Biological process (GO): lipid homeostasis; fatty acid beta-oxidation using acyl-CoA oxidase
Cellular component (GO): peroxisome
Molecular function (GO): fatty acid binding; FAD binding; acyl-CoA oxidase activity
Source: RefSeq, a predicted model, not a curated record
UCAUAAUUUGACGCGAUUUUCACAUUUAAACAGCAGAAGAAAAAUGAAACAAGAUGAAACAAUGAAAGUCAAGCGAUACGACGACACUAAUGUCAAUCCGGACUUUGUGGCUGAAAGAAAAAAAUGUACUUUCAACAUAGAACUCUUGACAAACAUCAUUGAUGGGUCGUCAUACUUGACGGAAACCAGACGACAAGCGCAAUUAGCUGUACUGAAUAAUGAAUCAUUCUCUAACCUUCCGGACCGGUACUAUGCAUCAAGAGAUGAGGCAUACGCGCAGAACAUCAGAAAGUCAGCCGCAUACAUAAAGUUAUUAAAGGAAGACAAAUCGAUCAGUAGAGCUGAAUCUUACUUUAUGCAAUGUUUGAUAUUUCCCAAUGAGGUCCCUCCCUUCUCCCUACACACCACCAUGUUUACCCCCACCUUCGAGUCCAUGGCAGACGAGGAGCAGAAAAAGUUAUGGAUGCCCAGAAUCGAGAACUACGAAAUCCUCGGCACUUAUAUUCAAACCGAGAUGGGUCAUGGAACAAAUGUGAGGGGAUUGGAGACUACAGCAACGUUCGAUCCGUCAACAGAUGAGUUCAUCAUUCACUCACCCACUCUGACGUCAAUCAAAUGGUGGCCAGGGGGAUUGGGCAAGACGUGCAACUGCGCGAUAGUCAUGGCCUCGUUGAUUACAAACGGGCGGAACGAAGGCAUCCACCCCUUCAUCGUUCAACUCAGAGAUUUUGAGACGCACGAACCCUUGAAAGGUGGAUUAACGAUUGGGGACAUAGGGACGAAACUUGGCUUCCACGGUAUGGACAACGGAUUCGUGAAAUUUGAUCAGUUUAGGAUUCCAAGAAGGAACAUGUUGAUGAAGAGUGCAAAGGUGACCAGGGAUGGAACAUAUCAGAAAGAGAAGAAGCUGGAGAAGUUGAAGUAUGGGUCGAUGGUGUUUGUGAGGGCCAUGCUGGUUUUCAACCAGGCAGGGCAGGGAUUAGCCCAGGCGGUCACCAUUGCAGCCAGGUACAGUUGCGUCAGGCGACAAUCUGAGUACGCUCCUGGACAAGAAGAACCACACAUCAUAGAGUACCAGGCCCAGCAGCACAUCCUCUUCACUGAACUUGCAGCCUCCUACAUCUUCUACAUUGCUGGCAACAAACUUAGAGAGCUCUACUUCACCAUGAACUACGAUAUUCAGAAGGGAGACCUCAGUGACUUGCCUGAGUUGCAUGCACUGUCAGCCGGUUUGAAAGCCCUGACGCUGGACGAGGCGGUGGUUGGCAUCGAGAGGUGUCGUCUGAUUUGUGGCGGGCAUGGCUACAGUGCCGCCAGUGGCAUUCCCAAGAUAUACACCGAAGUUGUCGCGGCGUGUACCUAUGAAGGUGUUCACCCUGUUCUCUAUCUGCAAACGGCCAGAUACCUUUUAAAAGUUUACCAAGCUGCGUUACUGUCAUCGUCUGCGUCAUCGUUACCAGAUAACCAAAGUUCUAAAUAUAUCUUUCGUCACCUUCACUCGGAAAGACCGAGGUUUCACUUUCCAUUGUCAUUUGUAGAGAUUGUCGAAGCUUUUGAAAGGAGAGCUCUUAUGUGCAUCGAGAAAGCCUCAAAGAAAUUGGAUGGGUUGUUGGCCACUGGACGCCCACAUCAUGAAGCUUGGAACUAUUCAGCUUGCUAUCUCAUCAGGGCUGCUAAGGCCCACUCACACGUAUACCUGACCAGUUCAGUGCACGAACAACUUGAAACAGUCCGACAAGAAGAUGCAGGUGUGUACACAGUGUUGGGUCAGUUGUUUGAACUCUAUGCCCUCAAGUCCAUCGUCGACCAUGCCGUCGAGUUCAUUGAGUCCUGUGGGAUAACGACAGAUCAAAUAAACAUCUGCAUAGAACGUAUUGAGGCAUUGUUGCUGAACAUUAGACCAAAUGUCCUUCCAUUGGUGGAUGCAUUUGACUUUCCUGACCGUUUACUGGGCAGCGCUCUAGGGUGCUAUGAUGGGAAUGUUUACCAGAGGUUGUACGAAUAUGCUCUCAACUCGCCUCUCAACAAAUCCACGGUUAAUGUUGCUUAUUUUGUUUAUUAUAUUGCCAUAAACAUAUCGUAA